AUGCUCCUACCCUAUCGCCCCAGCGACCUCUCGAAGUCAGUCGACUUCUUCCUCCCCGAGAAACACAAGCACAAGGAUGACAACGUCCCGGCCCGCUUCGACGCCCGAUGCGGACACGCGUACCUCGCCGCGGGCUCCCUCACGACCCUCACGACCGAGGCCCUGCAAGACACCGCCUUGUCCGCCAUCCGGGGCUCGGCACGGUCGACGAUCCCCGACGUCGACAGGCGGGUGCUCGCCGCGGUCCCGCGGUUCGUGCAGUACGCGUGCACGAACUGGGCGGUGCACCUCUCGCAGUCGUACAAGGACGCGAAGUACGGGGUGAUGGCGGCGCUGACGGAGUUCGCGAAGACGGACGCGUGCCUGGUGUGGGUGGAGACGAUGGCGUGGAUGGGGCGGGGAGACGACGUCGGGCGGGCGCUGCAGACGGCGUGCGAGUGGCUGAGUUUUGGAUCCGUGAGGUUGCGGCUGAACAGCCUGCGGACGUGGGUGGGCGAGCGCGUUGAGACGCUGAAGGAGUACCCAGACGCUGUUUACGAGUAUAAAGUGCAUAAAGCUUCGCUGUCUCGUCGUCAAAGCUCGGCCUCGUCCCGCGGGCCCAGAGGGCGCGGUGAGCAGGCCGAGACUGCAGGGAUCACAUAUCAACGCUCAGUCAGUGAGUACACUGCGUCCGUGGACAAUGUCUCGGAGGCUACGCAGCCCGGUGGAAGACUGCGACGAUGGCGCACACUGACAUUCCGGCCCAAGUCAUGGCUGAAAUGA
Molecule: messenger RNA, 762 nt
Organism: Epithele typhae
Lineage: Eukaryota; Fungi; Basidiomycota; Agaricomycetes; Polyporales; Epitheliaceae
Exons: 4
Coding region: 1-762 (253 amino acids)
Source: RefSeq, a predicted model, not a curated record